Peronospora matthiolae is the source of this 1062-nucleotide messenger RNA. The record is from the annotation of a GenBank genome assembly. NCBI's taxonomy places the organism in Eukaryota, Oomycota, Peronosporomycetes, Peronosporales, Peronosporaceae.
AUGGUGGACGGAGUAGAACUCUCGGAUUCCGUCGUGUGCUCCUACAGCGUCGCCCGCAACUUCGCUCCAUCAGUAGAUGAAGUGGUGCCGAACCUGCAGGUCACGUCUCUGGAUUUCCACCGCGACGGCGAACGCUGCGUCACGAGUCGCAGCGAUGGAGUCAUGUCCAUGAUCAAUUGUCUGAGCGGCACCGUGGCGAAGACGAUCUUGACCAAGCGAUACGGCGUCGGCAUUGUGCGCUUCACUCAUCAUCUCGACUGCGUCAUCUUCUCAUCUGCGAACACUGCCAAUGACCACCGGAUACGAUAUCAUUCGUUCUUUGACAACAAGUUUCUUCGCUACUAUACUGGUCACACGGACAGAGUCACGUCACUCAUGAUGCACCCCACUGCGGAUCAGUUUAUUUCUGCUGGAUUAGACGGCACGAUUCGUUUAUGGGACAUUCGCAACUCUGACACUUCGGCGAUCAUCCGGACCGACCACUUGCCGGUGUCGCACGUCUGCGCUGCGUAUGACCAGGAGGGCGUGGUGUUUGGUGUGUACACGGACGACCACCUAAUCCGCAUGUACGAUGCGAGGAACUACCAGGAAGGACCGUUCGCCAAGUUCUCGCUCUACGACGCAUCAAUUCUGGCGGUCGUUGAGCCAUUCCUCGCUCAAUCGCAGGUUCCGGACUUGAGCUUAACGAAGAUGCAUGCGCUCGACCUCAAAUUCAGUCCGGAUGGCAACCAACUGCUCGUUGCAACAAACCGUGGCAUGUUCCUGCAUCUGGAUGCGUUUGAAGGCAAGCUGCUGCAUCUAUUCAAGGAGCAUGGGCUCACUCAAAAGGAACGCGACGAUCCUCUGCUCGGGUGCUGUUACUCCACUGACGGUGCAUAUGUAGUCACUGGAGCGGAGGAUGGUCGAAUGUUUUUGUACAAAAGCUCGACUGGCGAGCUUGUGCACGCAUUUCCUCAAGGACACAACGGUCCGGUUGUAGACUUGCAGUGGAACCCAAAACGUCACCUUCUAGCGAGUGCGGGAGGCAACUCGACGGUGCUGUGGUCAGCUUCAGGAAUCUGA